This is a messenger RNA of Pyricularia grisea, 1187 nucleotides long. RefSeq lists its product as uncharacterized. The coding region runs from base 318 to 896 and encodes 192 amino acids. NCBI's taxonomy places the organism in Eukaryota, Fungi, Ascomycota, Sordariomycetes, Magnaporthales, Pyriculariaceae. The record is from RefSeq and is a predicted model, not a curated record. The transcript has 2 exons.
GGACUUUGGGCUCCAUGUAACACUUGGGCCUUAGCGUGGGCCGCAAAUUUAGAGGCAGCCAACUCGCUUUUAGCAUGUUAGCAUGUUCUUCACCAGGUUUCUCGGCUUGGGUAUACUUUUUCGAAAACAAGCGAUUCAUGUUUCUUUCUGCUUUCCCCAUGUCAUCCCUGAGUAUAAAAAGUCGCCCCAAGAUCUGAUCUGGCAGAGCGAUAGGCCGCUGGGGGCCACCGCCAUUCUGGGUCAAUAGUGGCGGGGCAAAUGCAAAGCCGACUCAGCCACCCCGACUCCUAAUCGCCUAAGGUGGGCUCCCUUAGCUGAUGGUUUUCAGCCUGCAUGGGGGGAGGCUUCAUUCAGCCCAAUGGAUUAACGCCCGGCCGAGUUUUUUGCUCCCGUCAAUUACACUGCCUGCGUCUGCCUCAUCAUGUGGAUUUUGCACCCUGCACUCCUGCCUUAUUCAGACUCUUCUUAGGUACCUACGUUAUCCUUCAACCGAAGAGAGGAAUAAUCAUAGAAAGAGAGACGAAAAAGAAAAGGCACACUAUGAGACAUUUCAGUGUCCCGUCAACAAAGAGACUGAUUCUUGUGUGACUGAUCGAUGCGUAACGUGGCGGUGUUUUAUUCCCUCUCCCAGUCAAUAUCGCUUAGCGGUUGUUUGUUUUACUCUCAGCUUUUUACAGGACGCAAACCACCUGAUGCAUCUCUUGUGGUCAACUUACUUUUUUUUUUUUUUUAAUCCCACGACGGUGUAUUACAGUACACAGCGUCAAGUUUGUAGCCGUUAUGGCUUGGGGAAAUCGGAAUUGUUGCCUGCAUCUUGCAGAGUUAGCGCAAUACAAACGCAUGUGUUUGGUGUUUGCACCAACCAGCAUUUUUGGGAUCUGAAUGGGAAUAAUUAACAUGAAUGUGGAUCUGAUCUACCACCCGCAUUAGAAUAUUUUUAGAGAAAAGAAAGACAUGAGAAGAAAAAGGAGUUUAAAAACUGCAAAGAACUGGGGAUCUUCCGAUAGUUAAAAUGGUCGUGGAAAUUGAAGAGGCGAGUUCGAUACUUGCUUUUGCUGGCCUGCACUACUGGGCGUCGAAUCGCUAUGUUUGUAACAGGGAGGAUUUCCCACGCGGCUGAACGCCCAUGAUUUCUUCAUCAAGCAUGGGGUACUGCAGACUGUUGGAAAGACAUGGGGAAUGGACCG